Anopheles bellator is the source of this 4210-nucleotide messenger RNA. RefSeq names its product biotin--protein ligase (gene Hcs). Gene Ontology annotation, biological process: protein modification process. The record is from RefSeq and is a predicted model, not a curated record. Bases 1 to 3132 code for a protein of 1043 amino acids. Gene Ontology annotation, cellular component: cytoplasm. The transcript has 11 exons. Gene Ontology annotation, molecular function: biotin--[biotin carboxyl-carrier protein] ligase activity. Lineage: Eukaryota; Metazoa; Arthropoda; Insecta; Diptera; Culicidae.
AUGUUGUUUACAUUAAUGUAUCUCGUAAUGACCAUCCGCACAUCGCUUAAGUUUAGGACGAUAAGAAAUAGUCUCAGGAAAAUACUGACCGAUCGCUACGCUGUCAGCUUUUACACUACAUCCAGCUGUGGUGCUACUGCUGAGGGUCUUGGUUCUCCCGAAUGCUCGCUGUCCGCAAACGUGUCAUCGUUUAUAUGGUAUCGCCCCGAUCAGCGAGGCUGUCUUUUGUAUCCCGUUCAGCGGAUAAACCUUUCGGACUGGCUAACGAUUCCGCAGCGCGUCCAAACGUUGCAGGCUUCCUAUAGUAGCUGUCUGGAUCUGGUCGUGGACACGUCCAGUGAUGAUUCUAUGCCACUUCAUCUCACGCUAGAAACAACGAACGAAUCGACGGCGCAUAGUGACGACGAUCUCGUUAUGCUAAGCCGGUUUGGGAAGUUUUUGGCCUGGAAUCGUACUUCUGGUGGUUUGGAGCUGUUGCUGGAAGUGAACACGUCACGACUGUUCCAACUGAUCGUAGCGACAUUCGGCCACAAUCGUUUCCACUUGAUCGGUGGACGACUGAAACUUGUGCAGCUGGAAACUAUCGAAACCAUCGCUGAGCCAACGCCAUUCGAGGAACUGGAACUACAGUUGAACCAAAACUUGUUCCAACAGCUACUGAAAGCACGCUACGCAGACGAAUGGCUUUCGGAGUUAACGCUGCUACCUGUGCUUCAUCACGAACCGUGGCAAUCUAGUCACACCACGGUUGCCAUGCAACCGGACAUCAUUUCAUCAAAUGACAUCAAGAUUUCACUCGAAGUGGCCGGUAACGGAACGGUAGUUACUUGUCAAAGUAGAACGGAUCUACUCUCUAGCGGUAGCAAUUCGCGCAACAGAUCGCAGCUAGAUCUGACGGACGGAAUAGUGUCGUCCCUCGAGCGCGACAGUAGUGCCUCGUCCGAAGACAGUCAAACCACCGUGCAUACCGAGGUUAAAAAUGGAGACUAUAUUCAAUCGCCGCCGGAAGAGCUGAGUUUCGAAGCGAAAUCUGACGCCGCUGUUGAAACGAGAGCGACUCAACCGGAGUGCAAUUUACAAACCAAAGCGUUUUCGCCAGUUUCGCCAACAAAUGCAGCCACCAAAGAAAUGUCUGAAACGAAUGAAACUGAAGAGGCCAAAACCUCCACCCUGAAUGUAGAACCACCGAGUGUAGGAAAUGGAGCGCUGAAAAAUGUAGUUCAAUCCCUGCCAAUUACUCAAUCUGCUUGCGGGUUGAGCGCAAAACAUACUGCCAGUGCUCAGUCGAGAGAUAAACCGAAGGGACGAACGUUGCGCAAAAGUUCGUUCCCUUCAAACCGGUUGCGUUUGGGUGAUGGACCGGCCGGUGUUGCGCCCAAACCACCGAAUAUACUAGUGCACUCGGAUAGCAGCUCGACGAUGGAGUACGUCAUCGCAACGCUGAACAAUCUACUCGAACCGAAUACCUAUACCAUCUACCCGAUAAGUACUGCACAAACACUGGCCAACUGUUGGCAACAGACCACAAAAUUGAUCAUCGUGGCCGGGACACUUGACGUGACGGUACGGAAAGUGUUGUUGGACUAUUUUCUUCACGGCGGUAUCGUGUUCAGUUUGUGUUCCGACUUGCUCGAUAAUAUACUGCCGGAUUCGAAAACAGCUGAGAUACGCGAGCGGGAGCUAGUGAGCUUCUCUUACCGCAAAUGGAAACAAAUCAAGAUGCUGCAUCACAUAUUCUGCUACCAACUGUCGCCUGCUAAGAAACAGUUUUCCCUGGAAACCGAUGAACCCGGCACACUGCAGCCUUUAUCUUUCGUCGAUGUAAAAGACAUGUCCGGGAAGGAGCACUCGCUAGCCGUGGAAAUUCUGGCGCAAGAAGAAACCUGGAACACGCCCAGCAUUUUGGAGACACACAAUCGUAAAACCGGUGGAAGAGCAAUCUUUUCGCAGAUUCAUUUGGAACUGGACCCAUCGUUGGUUCAAACGAGCAUUGAUCAGACCGACGACACCCAAAGCUCGAACGAAUUACGCUACGCAAUACUGAGCGACCUGCUCGGAGGACGAAUCGGGCUCAAGCUGAAGCAGUCCAGCAAAGAGGAUGCCAUCGGUUACAAGAAUGCCUAUUUCUUGGGAAAACAUGAAGCCAAAGUGGAGGUGCUCGAUGCAUUGAAAGACACUAUGGCCCGCCCGAACGUUAUCCAGGCGCAGGAAUUGACGCUACAGUUCUGCGGCAAAAGUGAUGGCGCUCCGGGACCCGCCACCGAAACACAUCUACCGGUGAUGAUUUUCCACUGCCCGGAGGACUUUUCCACCUUGGAAUACUUUGAGAACUUGACCACACACAAAAUUGGUCGCAUUGGAAUUUACGCACCGAUCAUGAGCACCUCGAUGGUGAUCGUGUCCAACCUGACACUGGCGCAUGGCUUCAUCGUUAUCGCCAGGCACCAGACCAAGGGUAAAGGGCGUAGUAGCAAUCAGUGGUUAAGCCCUCCCGGAUGCGCCAUGUUUUCCCUGCAGCUACACAUUCCCAUGAGCAGCCCGCUGGGUCAGCGGUUAUCGAUGGUGCAGCAUCUCGUUGCAGUUUCCAUCGUCUCGGCCAUUCUCGCCAUCCCAGGUUAUGAGCACCUCGAUCUGGGACUAAAAUGGCCGAACGACAUUUAUGCGUACGGUGCGGCGAAGCUUGGUGGCAGCAUCUUCAACACGCAAGUCGACGCCCAAACGGCCAUCGUGAACAUUGGCGUUGGCCUGAACUUGAGCAACAGUAAGCCAACGGUGUGCCUGAACGACGUUAUUGCGCACUACAAUACGAAACAUUCCACCGCUCUGUCACUGCUGUCGUAUGAGAAAACCUUUGCCCUGAUGUUCAACAAGCUCGAGGAACUGUACGAACGGGUGCAAUGUCGCGGAUUGGAGAUACUGCAGCAGGAGUACUAUCGCCACUGGUUGCACCAGGACGCGGAGGUAAGCAUGCUAGGACCAGGCGGCGAAUCUUUGCAGGGCACGGUCGUUGGAAUCGAUGACUACGGAUUUCUGCUAGUCAAAAAGCAACCGUCCGGUGAAACGGUGUCCGUGCAUCCGGAUGGCAACAGUUUCGACAUGAUGCAAGGUCUCAUCGUACCGAAGUUUAGCUAAAUCACACAAACCUUCGACCUACCCCACGUACGAUACUAUUUAUUUGCAGUUGAUUAUUUAUAAGCCAUUCCUGUAGAGUUCUCUAAACGAGAGAAUGGAAUGAAAUAUUUCCCGGAAAGAUACUAUAUUUAACAUGUUAUUAAAAUCCUCGCUAAAGAAGCUUACCCUUGGAAAACAAACACCUCUAGAUGUACUAAAUUAUGUUUGGAUUGGAUUACCGCGCGUCGGUAACGAGACCGCUUAGCUAGCAACAUAAUUGGGUCAACUAUUUUACUGUUAAAGAACGACUGCUCGCUGCAGUAGUGACCGAGAUCGAUCAUGGUGUUGUUAAUAUUUAAAUCUACAUGUGUCUUUCGAACUAUACUCAGCUUACCAAUAGAAUUGCGCAUUAAUAUGGUAACACGUGUUUGAUCACAUUUUUAUAUGUAACGAAAUUCCAAAUCAAACAUUCAGCGCACAAUCGAUCUGUUUACUCCGAUUCCACUCGUUUCGUAAGAUGAUGGAUUUAUCGCAAUAAUGUGGCAUUUAUAGGCACUAAAAAUUUACAUUUAGCUUGAUGGCCACAAUCGUUAUUAGAUAUGGUUUGCCAAGGAAGCAUUUUAUUGAUCGAUAUUCAAACAGGGACUAAUAGUUUUCAAGGUUAGAUUUAAGAUGUUUUAAACAUUCGCCAACAGGGUGCAUAGGGCAUUGUUUUAACUGUUACGUUUCAGUGCAAUACUGUUAGAUGGGUUAGAAUGUGUUUACGAGCGUGUGGUAUUUAUAUAUUGUGAAACUUUUGCAAAACGCCUAAAAAUCAUCCUAAUGAAACUUAAGCAUGCUUGAUGAGGCAAACAUUAGUCAUAUCACUUCGACACCAAUUGGAAACUAAUCGAACGCAUGAAUCAACUCAAAAAAGUAUAUAAUCCUUCCUCAAACUUACGAAAUCAAAAUCAAUGCCAAUUAAAACAAACAAACGGCCACCACAGUAGUGAUAAGCCAACGCCACAACAAAAUUGCAUUUCAGUCUCCUCGCGCUUUCUGGGACGGUAUGUUUAUCUACCUUGCGCACCCCCAUUACUAUCGGUGUUGUGUGACAAAU